CUGCCUAUUUACAUUUAGUUGGAUUCUUGUAUUGGACAGCGGUGUUUGUGUUUUGCUAUACAUUUAGGAGACAAAUUAAAUAAGAAAUUUUUUGACCUUAAAGAUCUAUAAAUUUAUCUGAGCUACUUUUGAUUCAAUGCAUUUCUUGUAAUCAAGAAAUAAAUAAAAAAAAACAACGGUGGCAUUUGUUUGUGUGUGGGAUGAGUGUUAAUAUAAAUAGUGAAAAAAUUGUCGCAGAUUGAUCGAUAAUUCUAAGCGCAACGUGCUCCUGAUAGUCACGUAGGUUACACUCCGUUAAUUUAUAGCCGGAUCAUCGAGAUAGUUUUAUAACUUCAUGACUAAAGUAGGCUAUCUAUUUUGGUGACAUUAUUAUCAAAGCUUCUUCGCUUCUUGAUAGCUUACCACUGCGUAAUUUGUUCUCCCCAACCGGCAACGAGUAGUGGUUUGUGCAAAAAAUAAAAGUGGAUAACAAUUGUCGCUAUCGUAGUGCAAAACACAGAACAAAAUGUCGAACGCUGGUGAAAAAUUUAAACUGUCUCGGGAUGAAUUUCGUAACAUUUCUCGUUGUUUGGGAAACGAAGAAUUUCGGAAAAUGUUUGCAGAAUAUUGUGAAGAACUUAAUGAUCCAGAGAAUCGAAAACAGUACGAGGAAGAGCUGAAAAUGAUGGAAGCUGAGAGGGGAUAUGACGUGAAGUUCAUUAAACCUUUACCGGGUUAUGUAAUUAAAACCGUCACUCAGAGCAAGAUGAAAGCUUUUGUCAACGUUUGUCACAGCGAUGUGGUUGAAAAACCGAUAAGUCAAUGUUCCACGAAUGAAAAAGGUCAGAGAGGCUUAAAAUGGAGCAUUCCAUAUGCCCAAAGUCAUCCGAGGAAAGAUUAUGACAAUAAACAAAACGAAUGUGUUGUAUAUGAUGUUGUAUUUCACUACGAUACGCUCCAUUUAACCAAAAGAAAUACAAACUUUCGCAGAUUGGUGACAGACACUGCCAUGGAUGCUGUGGAAAAUUCAUUCAAUGUUUCAUUGGAUAGGAAUAAUUUAAAAUUUCCUAAACUGCAAUACAAAGGUGUUCCGAAAAUGACCGUCAUCCGUGAAAAGAUAACAAAAAUUGAAGGUAUUCAGAAAGAUAGCUUGAUCGAUAAAUUUUCCUCCAUGUCAAAGUUAGAAAAUGUAACAACAAAAAUCGAUAAUAAGGAGAAUAUAAGCAAUAGCCAAGAAGUGACGAAAUUGGAAAAUGAUUAUACCACUCCCUCUUUCAACAUUAUCUAUAGAAAGGAUGUCGAGUACCAUGAAUUAACCGAUGAAUUGGAUUCGAAAAUGAACCUCAGCAUCCCCAAUGCACUUCUGCUUAUAAUUCAAUUACCUCUUUUGAGAUCUGCAGCUGAAUGCACGUUGAACAUCACAGGCAAAGAACUGCAUUUAAUUAGUGAGAAACCAGCAAAGUACAAACUUGAGGUUAAACUACCAUUCGAAGUUGUGGAAAAAGAAGCAAACGCUAAGUUUAACGUGGAUGAUAAAACAUUGACCGCUACUCUUCCCGUUCUAAAAAGACAUCGUGUUACACUAAAUGAUAUAAACACUAUUAAUUGCAUUGAUCGCCACUCCAUCAGUUCAUCUGAAUCUCAUGAUGAAUACACGGUUAAUAAAAAACAAGAUGUAAAAUCCGAACAUCAAAAAACUCCACAAGUCGAAUCCCAAAUCGAAAAAACGAAAAUUGUUUUUCCCAAAUUUUCUACUAAUAAAAUGGAUAAUGUGUUUGCAUUCACCCUGAGUGUUCGCAAUGUCGAUCCUACGUCAAUAGAACUAAUCAAAGGCACAGAUACGGUUUGUUGCAGAUUUACUAAUAUUGGAAGUGGAUUCUUUCCUUGCCAUUACACGUUCAUUGUUCGUUUUCACAAUAGUAGUAUCACUGAGGCACUAUACGAGGAAUGGGAUAACAAUUUGAUUCUGCAGAUCGAGCUGGAAAGUGCACAAAUUGUUUGUUAUUACGCCGGAGCUAACGAGAAUGAUUUGGUGCAGUACUCUAUAAUGGAAGAUAUUACUGAUAAGAUAGAUAAAUUUGGGAAAGAGAUUGAAGAUGACAGUUUGUGUAUAGCUGUAUCUAAAGCUGCUGUCAAGCGUGAACGAAAAUCUUCCGGACUAAGUAUCGAGAUCAAAACAAAAAGUGACUCUGAUGCUAGCGAUGGGGAAAACGAUGAAACAAAUGAGCGAGAACAAAAGACUGAUCAAACCUUGAAAGAUGAACCAUGUUCAACUAAGAGUGACGAUUGUGGCGAACAUAGUACAAACCCUCCAGGAGACGAAAAAGUUGAUGGAGUUCAUAACAAACAUGCAAGCGAAAAUGGUUGCAAAAAGUCGAAGAAAAAUUCUCGGAAGAAGAACAAAAAACGAUCUCUGUCUGAAUCGUGCUGUGAUCAAUUGAAGGUGAAACAAGUUAAUGUCGAAACUCGAGCUGUGGACGCCGCAAAAUGUAAGGAACCGACUGCUAGCAUUAAACAGCGUAAAACUCGAAGUGUGUCAGAAUCUUUUUCUUCAAACUGUGCAUCAGCUGGUGGCGAUUCUGAUUCGGUUGACAAUCUUACUGCAUUAAUACAUUUCAACCGCAAGUGCAAAGGAAUUUUAAAGCGAUCGUGUUUGGAAAGAAGCAUUAGUGAAUGCUCGUCGGUUGAUGAUCCUUUAUACCUAGCCACAUCCGUAGAUUGUUCAAGUCUGGGGGAAUCAGUUGAGCAUCCUCAUGGCGAACUAUCCGAGAGUUGCAGGAAAACUGUUCGGUUUAAUGAUUUCAUUAAAACUAAAACAUUUAGGUCGAAUUCUAGCAUUCUCGCCCAGAAAAAGAAAAAUGCUAAGAAAAACGAAAGCAAACGUCGUUCACUUACCAGGCGGUUAAGUGAAGGAGAAAGUACUGAUAAUGACGAUAAGGAACAUUUGCACGAUAGUGAUAAUUCCCAUCAAGAAGUACAAACCGAUCAAGAACAUGAUAGUGGAAUUUCGUUGGAUUCUGAUGCGGGUCUUUCGAUGGAUAAAGAGCUCUAUACUGAAAUCGAAGAUCUACUUCAAGUUGAUUCCACGAAACCAAUCGAUAUCAAUCGUGCGGCUGUAAAAAAUGUUCCUAACAAGAAAAUUGAUAAUACCACCAAAAAUACUGAAUUUCCACCAAGUAAGAAUACUAAACGGAUUGAUUCAAAUGAUAUUGAGUUCAAAGCUGAUAUGAUUUUCGAUAUUGAAAUGUGAAAAGGAUUGACUAUAUUGUAUUUGUUUGUUCUAAUUUUGCUAGAGCAUUGCGAAUUUGGCCUUUCGUCGUCUUUAAACGAUGAUCUGAUUUGUCUACUUAAAAUUAAUAUUCAAGUCCUUGAAUGCAUUGCACUGGAUCAGCACAUAAUUAUUACAUUUCAUAGUUUAUUAAUUAAGGUUCACAGAAAUUGUAUGAUACAAUAUAAGAGAGAUGGAUAGCAUUUCUUAUAUAAAUGA
Malaya genurostris is the source of this 3466-nucleotide messenger RNA. RefSeq names its product protein kintoun (gene Nop17l). Gene Ontology annotation, biological process: axonemal dynein complex assembly. The record is from RefSeq and is a predicted model, not a curated record. The transcript has 5 exons. NCBI's taxonomy places the organism in Eukaryota, Metazoa, Arthropoda, Insecta, Diptera, Culicidae. Gene Ontology annotation, cellular component: cytoplasm. Bases 506 to 3229 code for a protein of 907 amino acids.